UCUAGUCUUGUGUAGUUCGCGAACGAUGAAUGAUUAGGAAACGUAUCUUCUAACUGUACGAAAAGAAAUGUGUCCGACCACAGAUUGCUAAUCGGUCAGUCGGUCUAUUAGUUCGCGUAGCGUUCCGUUCCGUACGCAUACGAACGACCGGGAGCGAAAGAAAGAGACAAAGGGUACUAUUUUAUAACUGAAAGAAAGAGAGGGAAUAGGAAUCAGAUCUGUUAGGGAGUAAGCCGUUCGUGAAUGAUAAUAUUACCGACCGACGAAUUCGUUAUUGUAAUGAAUGUUAUGCCAAUGCUAUAAGGCCUAUUUUACCUUAUUCUCUAUAAAAUCACCUAGACUCGUGAGUGUCGCGGUAAAGUUUGAAUGGUGUGUAUGACACUAGCGAUUGAACAUUGUUUCGCGCCAUUUUCAAUCGCAGUGAAAAGUUUGUAAAAAUUUUGCUGUGAAUAAUUUUGCUGAUAAUUUUGCUUUCGCUUGAUUAUGGGACGCUUGCUACUGUUUUUUUUUAUUGCAUAAGUGUUUGUGUGUGUACGUCUGUGUACGUCGUGUAAGAGUAAGAGAGAGUACUAUAGUGAUUUUUGUAUUUAAUUUUUUGAUUGGCUUCUAACAAUGUCUCAAAGACGACCAAAAAGAAGCAAUUUAUGGUUUCAUUUUAAGGAAGGGGUAAACGAAGCUGUCUGUGAAUAUUGUUCUACGAAACUUAGUACCAAAAGUGGUUCAUUGGGGAACCUAAAAAGACAUAUGGCCACUAAACACCCGACCAUAUCUUUGGCCGUACAGCGCCAACCUGCUGCUGACGUAGAAACGCCACAAAACAGUACUGCUUUAUUAUCUAACACAGAUUCAGACGCACCAGCCACAUUAACAUUACGACAGCCUGUUAAUGUGCCAUUAAUAACCAAUUUUAUAAGACGACCUCCAUCUUCACGUAAAACUGACCUCAUUGACAAACAGGUGGUAGCCAUGGUGACUAAAGGUCACCAUUCAUUAAGAAUGGUGGAGGAGCCGGAGUUCAGGAAGUUAAUUGACAUGGUUUCUACUUGCCCGGGAUACCAACUGCCCACAAGAAAGACUUUUUCACAGUCACUUAUACCUAAAACCUACAAAGAGGUAUUUGAGGCAUGCCUUCAAAAUAUUAAGGAAGCUCACGCAAUAUGCCUUUGCACUGAUGGGUGGACGUCCAGCGCCAAUCAAAGUUACAUAGCCGUCACAGCUCAUUACAUUGACAAUAACACAAAACUAAAAUCGAUUUUACUAGGUUGUAUCAAUUACAAUGAGAGGCACACCAGUGCCAAUUUAACUGCAUUUAUAAGGCAAAUCAUACAAGACUGGCAGAUCACGAAUAAAAUAUGUUGCAUUGUAAGUGACAACGCUGCAAAUAUUUUAUCAGCGGUUAGAUUGGGCGAAUGGCGCUCCGUAGGCUGCUUCGCUCAUUUAUUAAAUCUUGUUGUUCAAGAUAGCUUAAAAACUGUUGCAGGAGUCGUCAAUAAGGUUAAAGCUGUGGUAGAUUUUUUUAAGAGGAGUGCUCAAGCACAAGCUAAACUGGAAACAGCACAGAAGCAAAUGAAUUUGCCCCUUUUAAAAUUAAAACAAGAAUGUCCAACUCGAUGGAAUUCUUGUUUUGAUAUGCUUGAACGCAUACUUAAAAUAAAAGAUGCAGUUAUUAGCACAAUAGCCCUAACACGUAGUGACCUCAACAUCCAAACCGUAGAGUGGGAUCUCAUCAGCAAAAUUGUACCAAUUCUCCGACCGUUUUAUGAGGUGACUUUAGAAAUAAGCGCCGAACAAAAUGUGUCUCUAUCAAAAGUCCUUAUAUGCACAAAAUUAUUAUCAAAACAAAUAGUACAGCAGAUAAAUACAAACCAACACCCUGACAUAGCAGUUUUUUUAAAUAGGCUUAACCAUAAUGUGAAUGCCCGUUUCCGAGAUUUUGAAUCUAAUACAUUAUAUGCCGAUACAGCCAUCCUCGAUCCACGCUUCAAGCAAAAAGCUUUUCGCACUCCAGAAGCAUACAGGAGGGCGAUCGAAAAUUUAAGACGUAGGGUUGCAGAAGUUCGCAUACAGGUCCCAAUCACUCCAAUCGUCGAUGUCCAAGAACAGCUUCCCCCGGAAGAACCUGUCCAAUCAAGUUCCAGCAUUUGGGAAGAGUUUGAUGUGGAGAUGAGCCGGACGACACGUCCAGAAUGUUCUGUAGCAGCUGGGAUAAAAGAACUCGAUAAAUACCUGCUUGAGGAACCACUUAAUAGGAAAGAGGACCCAUUAAAGUGGUGGCAUAGCCGCAAACAUAUAUAUCCUCAUUUAUAUACUGUUGUGCUAAGUAGGCUUUGCAUCCAAGCCACGUCUGUUUCGUGCGAAAGGGUGUUUUCAAGUGCUGGGCAAGUUAUUAGUGAUAGACGAAGACUAUUGAAGCCUUCAAAAAUCACCCAAAUGCUUUUUUUAAAUCAUAACAUGUAAAUAAAAAGAGUAAAAAAAAGAAAAUAAAAAAACAAAAAAAAACAAAAAAAAAAAAAAAAAAAAAAAAAAAAAAAAAAGUAAACAAAAAA
Molecule: messenger RNA, 2546 nt
Organism: Spodoptera frugiperda (fall armyworm)
Lineage: Eukaryota; Metazoa; Arthropoda; Insecta; Lepidoptera; Noctuidae
Product: E3 SUMO-protein ligase ZBED1-like
Exons: 1
Coding region: 613-2457 (614 amino acids)
Molecular function (GO): protein dimerization activity; DNA binding
Source: RefSeq, a predicted model, not a curated record